GCCAUGGAGCGCGCGCCGCCCGACGGGCCGCUGAACGCGUCGGGGGCGCUGGCCGGAGAGGCGGCGGCGGCGGGCGGGGCGCGCGGCUUCUCGGCCGCCUGGACCGCGGUGCUGGCCGCGCUCAUGGCGCUGCUCAUCGUGGCCACGGUGCUGGGCAACGCGCUGGUCAUGCUCGCCUUCGUGGCCGACUCGAGCCUGCGGACCCAGAACAACUUCUUCCUGCUCAACCUCGCCAUCUCCGACUUCCUCGUGGGGGCCUUCUGCAUCCCACUGUACGUGCCCUACGUGCUCACCGGCCGCUGGCCCUUCGGCCGGGGCCUCUGCAAGCUGUGGCUGGUGGUGGACUAUCUCCUCUGCACCUCCUCGGUCUUCAACAUCGUGCUCAUCAGCUACGACCGCUUCCUGUCGGUCACCCGAGCCGUCUCCUACCGGGCCCAGCAGGGCGACACGCGGCGGGCGGUGCAGAAGAUGGUGCUGGUGUGGGUGCUGGCCUUCCUGCUGUACGGGCCGGCCAUCCUGAGCUGGGAGUACCUGUCUGGCCGCAGCUCCAUCCCCGAGGGCCACUGCUAUGCCGAGUUCUUCUACAACUGGUACUUCCUCAUCACGGCGUCCACGCUCGAGUUCUUCACGCCCUUCCUCAGCGUCACCUUCUUCAACCUCAGCAUCUACCUGAACAUCCAGCGGCGCACCCGUGUGCGGCUGGACGGGGCGCGCGAGGCGGCCGGCCCGGAGCCCCUGCCUGAGGCCCAGGCGCCCCCCUCGCCCGCCGCACCCGCCGCGCCCGGCUGCUGGGGCUGCUGGCGGAAGGGGUGCGGGGAGGCGGUGCCGCUGCACAGGUACGGGGCUGGGGGCGGCGCGGCGGCCGAGGAGGCCGGGGAGGCGGCGCCCGGCGCAGCGGCCUCACCCCCCUCCAGCUCGGGCAGCUCCUCCCGGGGCACGGAGCGGCCGCGCUCCCUCAAGCGGGGCUCCAAGCCCUCGGCGUCGUCGGGGUCGCUGGAGAAGCGCAUGAGGAUGGUGUCGCAGAGCAUCACGCAGCGCUUCCGGCUGUCGCGGGACAAGAAGGUGGCCAAGUCGCUGGCCGUCAUCGUCAGCAUCUUCGGGCUGUGCUGGGCCCCCUACACGCUCCUGAUGAUCAUCCGCGCCGCCUGCCACGGCCACUGCGUCCCCGACUACUGGUACGAGACGUCCUUCUGGCUGCUGUGGGCCAACUCGGCCGUCAACCCCGUGCUCUACCCGCUGUGCCACCACAGCUUCCGCCGCGCCUUCGCCAAGCUGCUGUGCCCCCAGAAGCUCAAGGUCCAGCCCCACGGCUCGCUGGAGCACUGCUGGAAGUGAG
Messenger RNA from Talpa occidentalis (Iberian mole), 1336 nucleotides. It is a transcript of the gene HRH3, whose product is annotated as histamine receptor H3. Gene Ontology annotation, molecular function: histamine receptor activity. The coding region runs from base 4 to 1335 and encodes 443 amino acids. The transcript is spliced from 3 exons. Gene Ontology annotation, cellular component: membrane. Lineage: Eukaryota; Metazoa; Chordata; Mammalia; Eulipotyphla; Talpidae. Gene Ontology annotation, biological process: adenylate cyclase-activating adrenergic receptor signaling pathway. The record is from RefSeq and is a predicted model, not a curated record.